GUAUAGAAAAUUCGUUUAGUCUACAGACUAUACGAAUGUAUUGUACAGUACGGUAGAAACCUAAUCUAAACUUUGUAUCUACCAUUUAAAUACUUACACGGUACCAGAGAAACUAAAAUUCGCCCGCCGGUCACCUACAUUUCUUUGCCGCUGACGCUCAAUCUUUUCAACUAUGUCCGUGUGUUUGGUGGAAAUUGUCAUCACGCCUGGUAAUAAUCGCUGUUUCCAGCUGUUUCAUGUUUUUUUUCGUCAGUUUUCACGGAGAAGCACUCAAAUUAGUCGAUACGAUUUAAUGAUUUUGGGCAGUAAACAUAUUUAUUUCAUAGGUGCCUGAUUUUUGAUCUCGCAUAUAAAGUGUUGGUGAUUACAGAAAAUCAAUAGUUUCCUUUAUUUUGUCAAACUAAAGUAAAUAAUCUACUUUUGCUCACAAUGGCUGAGCCAAAACGCAAAGGAUGGAAAACCCGAGAAUUCAUCGAAAGCAGAUGGAAUAUUACUCGUGACAAUAUACAGCCGGUUACUGCAACGGGAUUUCUGAAGAUCUGGACGAAAUAUGAUCAAGACGCAAAUCGUUAUCUGGAGCGGGAGGAAAUUUCACGCUUCUUGCGGGACUUCAUCAAUUCCGAAGCCAGUAGCCUCGCACAGGCUGCUGAGCACGGUCGUUCUGUCACAUCCGCCAAUAAGGCUAGAACGAUAUCUGAAAGCGACUUAAGGGAACUUACUCAAAUUUUCAUGGAAGAAUUUGAUCAAGACCGUGAUGGGAAAAUUUCCAUAAGAGAGCUAACACAGAUUUUACCGGUGGAAGAAUGUUUCCGCGUAGUUUUAGACCAUGAAAUGGAUGCUGCUUCCGGUCUUGACUAUGUCAAAAUAUGGCAAAAGUACGACGUUGACGGUAGUGGACAUUUGGAAAUGGAAGAACUAAAGCUGUUCUUACACGAUCUGAUCACUAAAAACCACCCCGAACGCCAAAUGGAUCCCAAGAAACUAACGGAACUUGCAAAAAUUGUUAUGACCUUAUAUGACACAAAUGGAGAUGGGCGACUGGGGCUUUCUGAGGUGGUUCGGUUACUUCCGUCUCGGGAGAAUUCGGUGCAGCUAGUGCUGGACAAGGCGCGACAGUUGCAGCGGUUAACACAAUCAGACAUCAACAAAAUAUUGGAGCGAUAUGACCAGGAUCACAACGGGACGUUAGACGGGGAAGAACUCGAGAAUCUGCUGGUUGACCUUUUGGAUGCCAUGCAAGGCGAUAAGAGCUAUUCCACCCACGAUCUUAAAGAGCUGAAGCGAGCCGUGCUUAAAGGUUGUGAUAUGGAUGGAGACGGGAAAAUCUGCAAGAAGGAACUUGCGGUUAUCCUCUUGGCUGUUGUCCAGUCAGGGCUUAGCGCGUUAUACGGCGGUAUUGGCGAUCCAGUCCGCAGUGCUGUGAUGAACAAGAAACCAGCCCAGAAAAAAUAGCAAUAAAUGUGAAUUCGUACAAAGAUUACCCCAGAAUCCCGGUUUUUAUGUUGCAUGUGAUCAAUACCUAAUCAUGAAAAUAAAUUUAGUAUGCUUAUCAAUGUAAUUCGUGUGUUUGGAUUCUUUGUUGAAGAAAUUUCAAGUUUUGCAGUUCAUCUGCGGCGGGCGUUAGUUGCAGAACUUGCGAUGUUCUACGCUGGAACUACUGUUCUUUUACGCUUUCUAUUUGUACAGCAUCCCGCAGCUGCCAGUGUAAUGUAGUACUUGUAUGGAAAUGGUAGGUAACAAACUGCCUUCAAAAGAAAAGGUUGAAAAUGCUCAUUGUAUUUUUGAGCCAGACGACUUCCAAGUUCAACUUUAUUUUCUCUUUAAUAAAAAACGAAUAUUCGGCAAGCUGUCACAGAGUGGGACAAUUUAUACUUUCGGCAAAACGCCUGGAAUACGAGC
This is a messenger RNA of Paramacrobiotus metropolitanus, 1899 nucleotides long. RefSeq names its product calbindin-32-like. The transcript is spliced from 11 exons. Gene Ontology annotation, molecular function: calcium ion binding. NCBI's taxonomy places the organism in Eukaryota, Metazoa, Tardigrada, Eutardigrada, Parachela, Macrobiotidae. The record is from RefSeq and is a predicted model, not a curated record. The coding region runs from base 430 to 1452 and encodes 340 amino acids.